Messenger RNA from Trifolium pratense (red clover), 1902 nucleotides. RefSeq names its product WD repeat-containing protein ATCSA-1. Gene Ontology annotation, biological process: protein polyubiquitination; proteasome-mediated ubiquitin-dependent protein catabolic process; transcription-coupled nucleotide-excision repair. Gene Ontology annotation, molecular function: protein binding. The transcript is spliced from 9 exons. The coding region runs from base 266 to 1585 and encodes 439 amino acids. The record is from RefSeq and is a predicted model, not a curated record. Gene Ontology annotation, cellular component: nucleotide-excision repair complex; Cul4A-RING E3 ubiquitin ligase complex. NCBI's taxonomy places the organism in Eukaryota, Viridiplantae, Streptophyta, Magnoliopsida, Fabales, Fabaceae.
AAAGUAAAUCUCCACCAGGUUAGUUAGCAUUUCAUCAAAUUGGGCCCAAAAUGGUAACAUCCAACCCAACGGACCCAUAACAAUCGAGUCCACUUGAAAGGUUCCAGUCUGGUGAAGUUCAGGAGGAGGAGGAAAAAGACGAAUACGACGACUUUGGUGGUUGUGGCCGCAGUGUUAGUUAGAAGUUAGAACAGAGAUAGUAACUAACAACCACUGUUACUCCUUCAAAUUGAAAUCGAAAUCAAAAAUCAAAGAUGCUCCGAAUAUGGAUACGUGGAAGAAUAUCAGAGACAGAGAAUUCGGAAAAUUGCAACCAAAUUCAUUCUCUAAUCGCAUAAAAUCAAAUCGCAUUUCACAACUCCAAUUAUCAAAUCACAAAGAACUCGUUUCAUCUCACAAAGGCGCAAUUAACUCUCUUCAGAUUGAUUUAACAGAGGGAAGAUAUUUGUUAUCUUCUGCAUCGGAUGCAUCGGUGGCUGUUUACGAUGUUCAAAGGCCGAGUGAUUACACCGGUGUGAUAUCGAAACAUAGUUGUUUAUUUGUUAUUGAUAAGCAACAUCAAUUAGCUCAUAAAUAUGCAGUUUCUUCAGCUAUAUGGUAUCCCAUUGAUACUGGAUUAUUCAUUACCGGUUCAUAUGAUCAUUAUGUUAAUGUUUGGGACACUAACACCACUCAGGUGGUGGUGAAUUUCAAAAUGCCUGGAAAGGUGUAUAAGACUGCAAUGUCUACAUUGUCGACAUCUCACACACUUAUUGCUGUUGGAACUGAAGAUGUUCAAGUUCGUCUUUGUGAUAUUACUUCUGGGGCAUUUGCUCAUACUUUGUCUGGUCAUCGUGAUGGUGUAAUGACUGUUGAAUGGUCUGCUUCAAGUGAAUGGGUCUUGAUUACUGGUGGGUGUGAUGGUGCAAUACGUUUUUGGGACAUAAGGCGUGCUGGUUGUUACCAAGUUUUAAAUCAAUCUCGAACGCAGCUUGGAAGACGUCCACCUAUACUCAAACGUUCCAUGCUAACUAAGGAAUCAAGUACAAAAAUGCGUGCUUCACAGAAGAAACUUGCCAAUGGCAGUGGCAGUGGACAACUGGCAAUUGGCAGGCUAUCAUCUAAGGGACCAAUGAAGCAGAAAUUACAUCCAGGAAUGCUUUCUACUCAGGAUCGUGCAACUGCUCAUUAUGGUGCUGUGACAGGAUUGAAAGUAACAGAGGAUGGCAUGUAUCUCUUAAGUGCAGGGUCUGAUUCAAGAUUGAGGUUGUGGGAUAUUGAGUCAGGCUGCGAUACGCUUGUGAACUUCGAAACAGUCCGCAUACAAACAAGCAGACCUAUUCAAUUAGCUACAACUCAAGACUCAGCCCUCGUUUUUGUUCCAUGCAUGAGAGUUGUGAAGGCAUUUGAUAUGUGGUCUGGGAAUGCACACACGAUAUUACGUGGACACUAUGAGUCUGUAAACUCCUGCUGGUUUAAUCAACAAGACCAGGAGUUGUACACUGGUGGAAAUGAUAGACAGAUUCUUGUAUGGACACCUGCCAGGACAAUUGCCGAUGAAAUGGGUGAAGGAGAUCCUGACGAUCAGGAUAGCUGGAGUAACUGAGAUUCGCCUUCAUUUGUUUCACAUGUUUAUAAUUGGCUUGCCUUUGUAUUUUGCAUGUUUGUGGGAUUUGUAAAUAAAGGUUUGUUCUGGUUUUGGAGCAAUAUGUGAAACACUUAGAAGGACAAAACUGCAAAAUUGUAUACUAGUAGCCCAUUGCUUUUGUAGAUAAUUUUUUUUUCCCUUUUUCGUAUUGUAAACUUUGACAGUGUAAAUAUUGACGAGUUUGGUUUUUUUCCUUUCCUUAAUGUUUUACCAAAAUAAGGUUGUAUACAUAAUCAUAUGUGCGAUUUUAAAUGACAUUGGUAUCUUAAUCUUUA